Molecule: messenger RNA, 3270 nt
Organism: Rosa chinensis
Lineage: Eukaryota; Viridiplantae; Streptophyta; Magnoliopsida; Rosales; Rosaceae
Exons: 14
Coding region: 594-3185 (863 amino acids)
Molecular function (GO): protein binding
Source: RefSeq, a predicted model, not a curated record
CAAAUGUAGCUGACACCAAGCUCCUGAACUUGGGGCCGAAAACUUUACGGAGAUUGGGUUCUGUAUACAUUAAACUUCGGAUAUAUAUUGUUUUUGCUGAAAAAAGCGCGUGGCACUGUGUUUCUCCAGCAACCCAGACAGUUUGCGCAGCAAGCCUACUAGCCUAGCAAUCAAACAAAAAGAGGAGGAAGAGAUAGGAACGGUAAAGGAGGAGAGAUGAGGGAAAAAGUAGCAAUCUUUUGUUUUUUCCUUCUUAAAGGAAUAUGUAUUCAUGAAGAGGGAUUUGCAUAGAAAAUUUCUCGACUGAUAUCACAAGGGGGUGAUUUAGCAGACGCUUCGAUUAAGAGUUGUGUAUAAUUUCUUCUGGAUCGAUGUACCCUACAGAUAUCGGAAGUCACAAGCGUUUCUGAAGAUUUCUCCAAUUCAUCGUCUGUGAGCAUUUUGGUGGUUUCUUUUAUGCAAAGGGAUCAAUACAACUACCUUCACCUGUCAUUCCGUCAGCGUACUAAAAUCUUAACAAGACAUAUUGGAAUCUACAAGAAGAAGCAGCAGCAUUUCUGAAGAUUUCUUCAUUCAAACUAUUGAUAGCUAGCAUGGCAAGCACUCCAGUUGGCUCUAAUGCACUUAUUCUGGAAGUUCUUGACCGUAGUAACUAUAAACAUUGGAGAUCGCGAUUGAAAACAUAUUUGUUGGCUGAAGAUCUUUGGGAGGCUGUCGAAGCAAUCGUGAAACCUCCAAAACUUGAAGAUGAUCAAACUGAUUAUAAGGCCUGGACCAAAAAGAAUGCCAAGGCUUUGUACGCAAUCCAAAAUACAUGCGGAAGAGAUCUGUUCUCUUUUAUAAGUGAAAUUGAGACGGCCAAAAGUGCCUGGGAGGCUUUGGAACAAGAGUGCAAAGUUGUACAAGGAUAUGAUGAGAACAAUACCAGUCACUUGAUGUGCUAUAAAUCGUUCAUUGAGUCUGUACUCAUUGGUGAUUGGGAUAAGGCAAAGAAGUGUCUUGGAGGAGUUGAUAUGCGCAGUGUAGUAGUAAGGGCAGUAGAUGGAGAUGGAGAAAUAGCUCUUCAUGUAGCGGCCAGGAACGGGCAUGCGCAUAUCGUGAAAGAGUUGGUGCAUUUGAUGACACAAGAAGAUUUGAAAACGAAAACCACUUAUGGUCACACAGCUCUUCACCUAGCAGCAGGGGAGGGGCAUGUGCAUGUUGCGAAAGAGUUACCGGUGCCAUUGAUGGGAGAAGUACAAGACAGUGAUGGUGACACGGCUCUUCAUAUAGCAGUCCAGGAAGGGAAGAUUGACAUUGUUAAAGAGUUGGUGCAGUUGAUGAGACAAGAAGACUUUAAAAUAAAAAACGAUGCUGGUUACACAGCUCUUCACCUGGCAGUCAAUAAGGGGAAUGUGCAAAUGGUCAAAGAGUUCGUGAGAAAAGAAAAAGGUGAGAAUAAUAUUGGCGAUGACGACUUUGAGCGUUAUAUACCGUUUAUCACCUAUGUGACAAAUGGUGAUUGGGAUAAGACAAAUGAGUGUCUUCAAGAACUAGAUAAUCCCUGUGGUGCUGUAACAGCAGUAGAUCCAAGAGACUACUACCGAGAUACUGCUCUUCACAUAGCAGCCCUGCAAGGGCAUUUGGACGUUACCAAAGGAUUGGUGUUGUUGCUGAAAAUGAGACGAGAAGAUUUAGAAUUGAAAACCGUUGAAGAUUUCACGACUUUCGGUUCUGGUAUAACUUUAGGGGUCAGUGAAGAAUUCCUCAUGGAAAGGGCCAAAUACAUGGUUGAACAGUAUGAGAAAACACUUGGCAGCCAUUUGGAGAUACAAAACGCUAUAGGUUUCACAGCUCUUCACCUAGCAGUACUGCACGGGUAUGUGGAUAUUGUGAAAGAGUUGGUGCCAUUAAUGAGAAAAGAAGAUUUAGAAAUAAAAGACGUUGAUGGAGACACAGCUCUUAACAUUGCAAUCAAACAAGAGCAUGUGGAUAUUGCGAAGGAGUUAAUGACAUUGAUGAGACCAGAGGCUUUGGAAGAAAAAGACGGUCAAGGGUUUACAACUUUAAGUGCGGCUAUUCAUUAUUUCAAGGAUGGAGACGUUUGCGAAAUCGCUAAAUACAUGGCUGAAAAGAAUGUUGAAGUAUUUGGCAUACCCGCGGCUCCCGAUGAUGACAUUCCAGUUGUCAACGCUCUUGGUUGGAGUAAAUGGAAAUCGGCUCGCUAUAUGUAUUCCAUCACUCCACUUGAAGCUCUCGAGGGACCCAACGGAAGUUCACUUAUUUGCUAUUGUCUCAAUUCUAUCAAAACGAUUGAUUUGGCAUGGGAUCUGCUUCAACGUUGCCCGAAUUUGGCCUUCACUAUCACUAGUUCGCCUGCUAAAACCACUCCUAUGUUGAAAUUGGCUCGUAUGCGUUUUGCAUUCUUAAGUGGAACACGACUCACACGUUGGCAAAGAUGGCUUUAUGAUUGUAUAUACAUACGAGAAGUUGAUCAUGUUAACCUUCAUGAUAUAUCUAUAAAUGUUACCGAAUCAAAUGAAGAUCAUAGCAAUAAAAGGGAUUUCAUUUCCUCAGUUAUGAGUUUAUAUAGAAGAUUUGCUAAGAGCCUCUAUAUAAUUUGCGGAAUCCAUCAUAUAUAUGAAAUGAAAUCGACACAUAAGUGGAUCUUUCAAUUUCUACACUGUAUGGAUGAAGCGACAAGAAGAAUUAAUAUUCUCACACCGGAGCAACUUGACAUGGUGCAAAAAUCAAUCUUCAAAGCUAUAGAACAAGGGCAUUAUGAGUUUGUUACUCAACUGUGUGUAGCAAAUCCAAAACUAAUCUUGGACACUCAUGAUGAAAAGGGGAGGAACAUAUUUCAUUUUGCCAUCGAAAAUCGUCAAAAAGAGGUUUAUAGUCUUAUAUAUGAGCUUGAAGAAGAAAAGCGAAAUGACAUUGCAACUCAUCUAGUGAACUCUGACAAUAGUAUGCUACAUUUUGCCGCCAAUUUAUUCUCGGUUUCAUAUUUUGAUCAUAUUCAAGAUGCAAGUUUGCAAAUACAAAGAGAACUACAAUGGUUUAAGGUUCAGGUCCCUGCACUCUCUACAAGAAAGCCUUUCGAUCUCAACCCCAUAUACAGAGAAAUUGGAACUAGAGCAGUUGCAGAAGACCGGACCAAUUCAUCAUGGCACACAACUUGUUCACAUCUUCAGAUUAUAGCCUAGUGAACGAUGACCAAGCAUCACCCUGAUUUGAUCAUGUGCAGGAAGCAACUAGGGAUUGUCAUUGGGCCGCUCAGCCAGAAGUGUG